GCCUAGUGUGUGGAAUGGAUGUCGGAUGGAGGGGCUGAGUGGAUGACAGUCCUCAGAGCGGGAUCUUGUUGCCAAAGCUGUCCCUCUCCCUCCCACCUCGGUGCCGCUGUGAGGAAUCGCCGCCGGGAAAGCCGCAGCCGGGCCGAGCUCCCGGCCUCCUUGGACCUGGUCGGGCGGAAACUACAACUCCCGGCGUGCUCUUUACCCGUGCUCGCGGGUGCGCACGCGCCGUCGCUCCGCGCGGGGUGCCCGGCGGCCCGGCUCCGUUGGUCUCGCGCGGCGGCCGUUGCGGGGCCGCUCCGCUCCGGAACAUGGAGCAGUGAGCUCCCUGCUGUUACUUGUGUUUCUCAUCUAACAGAUUUUGACAUGAUCAAACGCUUGGUGGAAGAUGUGCGAGCCAGGCUGCGUUCUGGAGUCACUGUCAACUCACUCGGACAGUGUGUUGAGGAGCUUGUCCUCAAUAGCAUCGAUGCCAAAGCAACAUGUGUAGCUAUCAGGGUGGAUUUGGAAGCUUUUAAGAUCCAGGUGGUGGACAAUGGCUGUGGGAUAGGGAAAGAGGACUUAAAGGUUAUUGGAAAGCGCUACUUCACCAGCAAGUGCAGUUCAGUGAGGGACUUGGAGAACCUGACUUUCUAUGGCUUCAGAGGAGAGGCUUUGGCAAGUAUAGCCAACAUGGCCAGUGUAGUGGAAAUCUCAUCUAAGACCAGCAGGACAGCAAAAACAUUUAUGAAACUGUUCCACAAUGGGCAAGCACUGGAAGUAUAUGAAGCCGAAUUGAACAGACCAAGUGGUGGAACUACAGUCACUGUGUGCAAUCUGUUCCAUCAGUUGCCGGUGAGGAGAAAAUGUAUGGAUCCUGUGCUGGAAAUUGAGAGAGUGAGACAGAAGGUAGAGGCUGUUUCGCUAAUGCAUCCUUCUGUUUCCCUUUCUUUAAGAAACGAUGUUUCUUGUUCUAUGGUGCUUCAGCUCCCUAAGACAAGAGACAUCUACUCUCGGUUUUGUCAAAUUUAUGGACUGGGCAGAUCCCAGAAGUUGCGAGAAGUAAAUCACAAGUCUGGGGGAUUUGAGAUAAGUGGUUUUAUCAGUACUGAGGGACAUUACAAUAAGAAUAUGCAAUUCUUGUAUGUGAAUAGAAGACUUGUUUUAAAGACAAGACUACAUAAACUAAUUGAUUUUUUAUUAAGAAAAGAAAGUAUAAUUUGCAAGGCAAAAAGUGUCCCUGCAAGCCGUCAGGCUAAUUCAAGCCCUGGUCGCCAUCGCUGUGGGCCAGAGUUGUAUGGGAUCUUUGUUCUCAAUGUAACCUGUGCUUACAGUGACUAUGAUAUGUGCCUGGAGCCUGCAAAGACUCUGAUUGAGUUCCAGAACUGGGAUGUUCUUCUAACUUGCAUAGAGGAAGGAGUGAAAACAUUUUUGAAACGAGAGCAUUUAUUUAUUGAACCAUGUAGUGAGGACAUCAGAGAAUUUAAUGAACAUAAUGACUUUCGUUUGCAUAAUGCUCCAGUUCUGAAGCCUUCAGUUCUUGAUGAGAAGAGCGUCCAAGAAAGUUUUAAGAAAGCAUGUAAUGAAAUUGUGGAUUCUUAUGAAAUGUGUACCUUGCAAUCAAAAGAUGUCAAGAGGAAAUCCAUUACUGGAAAAAAAAGUUCAAGUCUUAUACAGUCAAGUAAAAAUAUACAGGAAGCUGAAAAUGCCCCUGUUCAGAACACUGCUGAGUCAUCUGAUCCAUGUAGAAACAGUAAAGCAGAGAGUCCAUUGCCAAGCAAAGAUGGCAGAGUUUCUGAUUUCAUUAAAUCAAAUACUUCAGAACAGGAGCCAAAAUACACUAACAGUUCCCAGAAAGUAUCAGAUACUCAUCUGAAACCUUCAGAACAUCUUCAUUCCUCUUUUAGUGGAGGGGCCAGAUCAGAAAUAAGAGAAAGAGACGGUUGUGGUGACCUAUGGGAUUGUGCAGAGAAUAAUAUAAAAGAUGUGGGCAGCCAGCAAGGUCAAGUAAUACAGGAGAGCAUUAAGGUCCGUGUCUUAAAUAAGGAUGUUAUUCAGUCACUGCCUGGGAGAAAAGACCCUACUGAAACAGCAGCGGGACAUGAAACUGUCUCUGGAAGUUCAUUAAUGAGACUGUGUAACACAAGAAGAAACAGGGAAACAACUGAAGUGAAAGAUCAUGCCAGAAGAGGGACAUCAGCAUUAAAGUUGUGCCUUAGAGACCUCAUAAAAAGUGUUAUGCAAAAUGAGUCCCCACAUGACUGUGAACAAUCAGAAACAAAUCUUGCAUUAAACACACAGUGUAGGCCUGGCCCUGUCAGUGCCAAGGAUAUUUUUGACCACAAAGUGAAUGUUGUGAUUCAGUCUUCAAAUACUAAGGGUAUUUCCAGUAAUAUUAAUAAAGAAUAUACAGCUUCUUUUACCAGAGAAGUAUGCAUGACUGAUAGUAAUGAGAACAAACCUUUGUCACAUCGGGUGAGAGAGGAGAUAGCUAUGCCUACUGUUACCAAUAAAAGACCUUAUGAAACAUCAAAUAAUAUGGAAUUGCCGCUGGCAACUUCUUCAGGUAUUCCUCGCAAGAAAAUUGUUAUCAAAAACACUAGAAGACAGAUAGCUGUGCCAAGACCUCAGCCCUCUAAGAAACUGAGCUUGUCCACACAGUUGGGAUCAUUAGAAAAGUUCAGGAGGUAUUAUGGGAGAGUUAAGCCUACAGUACCAACACCCAUGUCAAAGGGAAGUGAAUGUGGUCUCCCAGUUCUUAAUUCAGAAACUAACUGUGACUUUUCAAAGAAUGGGAAUGACAAUCAUGAUAACUUAAACAGUUGUGAAACUCCACCUGCUGAAGAUACAGAUUCUAAUAAUAUUAGCCAAGGUUUUGGUUCCUUUGAAAAGACUUUAUUUUGCAGCGGAGAAGUGUCACAGGACGAACAAGCCCUUUGUCAGAGUCCUUUGACAUUGUCUGAUUACUCUCUGGUUAGUAACAAAAAUACAAGUUGUAAAAGACCUCCUGGAUCAUUAUCAUCCAAACUGUCUAGAAUGAAAACUGAUCACAAAGAAGUCAAACAACUUGGUGAACAGUUCCAAACAGACUCAAACGGAAAAGAUGACCAUUCUUUUGAUCUUGAAUCCUCAAAUAAUGAUAACUUGUAUAAUGUUUGUCAAACAUACAAAUCCUCAGUGGAAAAAGUGAGGGAGUGUAAGUCCAGCAUUUCUAAGGAGGCUGCGUGCUCACAACCAGAUGAUGUCAUAGCAGAGUCUGUGAAGAGUCCUGUCAGCUCAUCACCACUUAGCAGUAUAGAAGGAGAUUACACAAUCUCUUUAGGCAGUGUUUUAUCAUUACCUGCUGAAAAUGAUUGUACUAACAUCAUCUGUAAAGAUAAAAGUACGUUAGGUGAAUCCUUAGAACAAAAUAUGAAAGAUACUGAGGUUCCCCAAGUGACUUUACAAGGGAACUUGGAAUUUUCUGCUGACCACAGAAGCACAGACAAUCCCAGGAAUGAUUUGUGUUCUGUCUGGCUGCAAGAUUUUGAUGCUUUAUCGGGAAGGACAGUAUACAUCAAUAAAGCAACUGGACUCAGCACCUAUGGCACUCCUCCUAGUGAAGGAUUUCAAACUGCCUGUAUUCAAGAUAUAACAACAAUGGCUGUGAAUGUUGUUUCAGAGAAUGGUAAGAGGGGUUGUAGUUGUAAAAAUGGAAUGAGGAAAACUGUUCUUCUAGGUGCAUGAAAUAAUCUUUCUGGAAGCACCUGAGUGCUUUUGCUGAAUUAGUCACUGCCUUAUAGGUAAUAGCUGCAUGGAAAACAAGAAAGUGUUGGGAACUAUGGAGACAGUAAAACAUUAACAGUAAAGAUAUUAAAAGAUAAUUUUUAAUGAAAUGGUAAAAAGAAAUGUCAACAUCAUGUCAGUUAACAGAUAGUUGCCUUGUUUUCACUGGGCAUCAUGACAUUCUUUGUGAUAACAGUUACAUAUAAUUGCUGUCACAUGUAAAAUGAGAAACAUAUUUCAAAGUAAGUGUACCAGAAAAGUACCAUGUUUUUUACCAUUUUGUCCUAAACAGUUACGUUUCUAAGAAUGUGUUGUUAAAGAGAGCCUUAUAUUAAAAUGAUCUUUUUUGAAACUGCAUACAAAAUUUAAAGUUACCCUUGAAAGAUGAAUAAAAAAUCUAACUUCAUUGAGAAUGUGUAGUCUCCUCUGCACGGAUUUUAGAAGGCAGGCUGUUCUUUCACUCUUUGUAGCAGGUGUUGUACAGCGUUGUUGCUGUUUUGAUGGUAGACUUUUUCCAUUAGUGAAAGAACCCUGCACUGUAUUUAUUUUUCAGGGGCACAGUGUUCAUGAGUCUUCUCUGAUGUCUGUGUUGGGUUUUGACUUUCUGCAUCUUCCUAAUCUAGUUUGUCUGCCUAGUCCUGUCUUUGAUGAUUUUCCCUUUAAGGGAAAGGGAAUAUAUCAAGGGAUAUAUCUAUGUUCUCAAGUUGUUCUUCAUUCUGUCUAUAGGCAGAUUUUAUGAGUGAAGAUACAGCCGUUCUUUGUGUAGACUUUAUUUCCUACUGCGUAAUUUGUUUUGAAAAAGUAGUUUGGACUUCUUUCUAGAUAGUUAUUAUGUAAAAAAAUUGUCUAAUCAAUUGUCAUGGCCUUUGGUUUGUUCUGUUUUUGAUUGUCACCAGUCACAGAAACACUGGUGCAGUAGAUGUUUCAGUUGUUGAGUUAUUCCCUUAUAGGUAUAAUAAUUAAUGCCAAUAGUUUUUAAUAUUUAUUGUGUUCCACUGAAGAAAAUUUGAUGCAAAUUUUAUUAAGCAAAACUACUUGCAAGUGCAAAUAUCCACUCCUUGACUAACAUUUUCGUUUCUGUGAUAUACCAGUUUUGUUGCCCAUUGUACUGUUUAGUAAGAAGUCAAAGCCCUGAGAUGUAGUACUUGAUCUUCUAUCCAAAGUAUUGGAUAGUGGAUUCAUGUUCAUAGAGAUGAUACCUCAUGUACUUGUAUGCUUUCAGAUAUUGUACAGUCUGUAGGCAGUAUGAAGACAUUUAUUGUAUUGCAUCUUUUUACCUCCCAUGGCACUGUUCUUAGCCUUAGUAUUGUUGUUACUCUCCAUUGUAUCAGUGGUGCCAGUCUUUCUAAACUCUGUCAGCUCUUUGGGUAGAUGUCUGAUUUUAUUCUUUUAAGAGUUGGACCUCCCAAACCUUCACAAGGUAUUUGAGCUGUGGCUAGAUCCUAUAGGUCUUAGGUUUUCAGGGUUCAACAAACAUGUUCAUCCCUAUGUUUUUGAAGCAAUGGAUGUUUGUUCCUUUCAGCUGUAGGAAUAAACAUAACUGUGUCCUAACACAGCAUUCACACCUCUUAAUGCUGAGUGCUGUUCUGGACUGCUGUUAAGACCCAGAGCGGAAGGAUUUCUUCACUUUCUUAUGCUUCCAUUUUGCUUUUUAGGAGUAGUGUCAGUUACCCUGUGGUGUUGAUUUAGAAUUUCAUAGCCCCUAAGAAUAGCAUUUCAUACACAAUCCUAGGGAAGUAGCACUGCUUAGCAAUAGGUGGAAGUAGGUAAGAAUAAUCGACAUCCUCUUUUUUCAUGACAGCAGUGGCCGUCUGUCAUCUCUUCCAGCUGCAAGCCAUGUGCUCAACAGAGAUAUUAAAUAUUGUAGGCCAGACCCAGACAUCUUCAUACUGUUUAAACUGAUUGCUACAGAAAAAAUUAUCAAACUUUAUUUCACCAUUGGAUACCUUUUUGAACAAUGCAUUUGUAGUAGGAAACUAUCCUAGUUCAACCUGGUCUUUGUUGUUAUGCCAACUAUAUUGGCAAUUUUUGUUCCUUACAUUAUGCUGUGUCAUUACACUGGUAUAUCUUCAUGAUUUAACUGAGGCAAGUGAAAAUCAGUGCUCAAAUAUGGUAAUUGUAUGGAGUUUGCCUGCACAAAAUAUAUACAUUAUUACCCUCAGCA
Messenger RNA from Parus major (Great Tit), 5908 nucleotides. RefSeq names its product DNA mismatch repair protein Mlh3-like. Lineage: Eukaryota; Metazoa; Chordata; Aves; Passeriformes; Paridae. The transcript is spliced from 2 exons. The coding region runs from base 19 to 3705 and encodes 1228 amino acids. The record is from RefSeq and is a predicted model, not a curated record. Gene Ontology annotation, biological process: mismatch repair. Gene Ontology annotation, molecular function: ATP hydrolysis activity; mismatched DNA binding; ATP-dependent DNA damage sensor activity. Gene Ontology annotation, cellular component: mismatch repair complex.